Aspergillus versicolor CBS 583.65 is the source of this 1161-nucleotide messenger RNA. RefSeq lists its product as uncharacterized. Gene Ontology annotation, molecular function: protein binding. Lineage: Eukaryota; Fungi; Ascomycota; Eurotiomycetes; Eurotiales; Aspergillaceae. The transcript is spliced from 2 exons. The coding region runs from base 1 to 1161 and encodes 386 amino acids. The record is from RefSeq and is a predicted model, not a curated record.
AUGGAGCAGCACACCUUCCGCCGCCGCGGCCUUGGGCUUCGCGGAGCCGACGAAAACCGCGUCUCCCCAGGCUACGUCCUCUACGCACCUCUCACCUCGCGCACCGCACACUUGAUCUCAACAACAGGAGAAGAAGUCCACCGAUGGACUCUCCCGCAGCGUGCUGGUCGCCACGCCCGGAUCCUCCCCAAUGGUAACCUCGCCUACAAUGGCGUCCACCCGGACUCUCCCAACCUCUUCCCUAUGUGGAAGAAGUACUGCGGCGGAGUCAUGAUGCAGGUUAACCCCAAAGGCGAGGUUGUGCGCAAAUACACCGACCCCCGCGCCCACCACGACCAGAACCAUCUCGACGAUGGUACGCUCCUAUACACCACCUUGGAACCCCUCACUGCCGACGAAGCAGCUCGCGUCCGCGGCGGCAUCCCAGGCAGCGAAGCUCCUGACGGGACUAUGUAUAGCGACUGCAUCAAGCUCGGAACAGCCCAAACAACCGGCGGCGCAAAACUCCUCUGGUCCUGGCGCGCAAUCGAUCACCUCGACCUUUCCAAGUUCCCACAACACCCCGACUACCCACGCGAGCACUGGCCGCUCAUCAACAGCGUCUCACUCGACGCCAACGGCGACAUAAUCGCGUCUUCCCGAAACACCUCUUCCGUGUUUGUGAUCAGCCGCGCCACUGGGGACGUGAUCUGGCAUCUCACAGCCCCAAUUGUAAACCAGCAGCACUGCGCACACGAAGUUAACGCAGAAACGGGAGACAUGCUUAUCCUGGACAACGGGGUUUUCCGACCAGGCCUUGCGGUUCCAUUCUCGAGAGCGAUUGUUGUCUCUAGAAAGACAAAACAGAUAACCUGGGAACAUAAGGAUCGUACCACGGGUGGCCUGGGCUUCUUCACUCCGUUUAUGGGGUCUGCGCAGAAAUUGGCAGGUGGGAAUGUCCUUAUUGCUGAAGCGGCGACGGGUAGGAUCUUCGAAGUUAGUGCGGAUGGGCAGGACGUGGUAUGGGAGUUUGUGGUGCCACAGUUGAAUGAUUACAGCGGCGUCACGGGGGAGGAGGAUCUCAAACAGAUGGAGAAGAUAGGCUUUUCGUAUCAGAGUAACGCGGUCUUUCGGGCGUAUAAAUAUGCGCCUGAAGAGGUGCCGUGGUUAACGACGUCCUGA